AUGGUGGAGUACGAGGACUGGGGGUUCAACCGGGAGGCAGGGGGUGGGCGAGCCUCGAGCGCGCUCAUCUCGAUCGUCAAGGCGUCGCUACGCGCGGUCUUCCGCGGGGGGAGCUUCGUCGACGGGUGCGGGACCGCGGCGCGGCUGGAGGUGGGCGAGCGGCGCUGCCUCGCCGCGCGCGAGCUGACCAAGCUGCACGAGGAGACGGCGCGCGGCACCGUGUCCGAGCUCGCGGCGCGGUACGCGGCGGCGCAGGACGAGGCGGGCAAGCUGCGCGGCGAGUUCACGAUCGUGCUAGCGCCGCUCGCCGAGGAGGAGGUGGCGGCGCGGGCGAGCGAGGCGCGCGACGCGGCGCAAGACGAGGCGCGCGACCAGCUCAGGGAGCGGCUGGUGACCGGGCAGCCGCUCUCGAGAGCGGUGCGCGAGGUGGCGGCGGCGGUGGGCGCGCGGAGGGACGCGGUCUACCAGAUUGCCCUCGAGCUCAAGGACGGCGGCCAGGAGUGA
This is a messenger RNA of Emiliania huxleyi CCMP1516, 504 nucleotides long. RefSeq lists its product as hypothetical. The coding region runs from base 1 to 504 and encodes 167 amino acids. The transcript has 3 exons. Gene Ontology annotation, molecular function: methyltransferase activity. Lineage: Eukaryota; Haptophyta; Isochrysidales; Noelaerhabdaceae. The record is from RefSeq and is a predicted model, not a curated record.